AUGAAACUGUGCUCGGAGUGGGGUGUGGGUGUGGACGCAGGAGUGGGCGCGUGUGGGCGUGGGCGCGGAGGCGCGUGCGUGACGCGGCACAGCUCGCUGGGCUCGCUGCCGCGGUGCUGCACGCGCACGCUGCCCAAGCCCGCCAGGCAGCCCUUCAGCGUGUUCAGGAAAAGACUUAAAAGCGACUCGCGGAUAGCAAGCUCACCGAAAUCGGAAACCGCAAAAGAAAUCAAGGAUGUGGAAACGAAGAAGAAGAAAUUCGAGUUCCCGCCGACACGGGACUUGUUUAAAAGCUUUAAAGUGAGCAGGAAGAUGAAGAAUCUCAAAAUAACCUCAGGACUCGCCAAGGGCGAGACGAAGAGCUGCGAGUUCUUAGAUGAGACCCAACACGUCACUACGAACAGCAGGUGCUCCAAGUCAGUGGAGUGUUUGGAGGGGAAUGACGAAUUCUUGGACGAGUUUGACGGAGACAUUUCUUUGAAAAUCAAUGACGAAGGAUUAGCAGCUUUAGCUCUACCACAAGAAAUAGUCGACUUAAUACUCCGUGGACGGGAUCAGUUCAGCAAGAUAAGAUUAAAAGACACGGAGGUGGAGAGUGAAUACAUGCCAAUGUCGCCAAUAGUCCCGCCGCCGCCCAUAGAGCAUCACUACAUAGUGAUGUCGCCGAGGACGAAUCUUGCUUGA
Molecule: messenger RNA, 684 nt
Organism: Parnassius apollo (apollo)
Lineage: Eukaryota; Metazoa; Arthropoda; Insecta; Lepidoptera; Papilionidae
Source: the annotation of a GenBank genome assembly